GUGGCCCCGCCCACUUUAGCAUGUGCAGUGCGGCAGCAGAGCAGCGGUGGUAGCAGUAGGGCCCUCCCUCUGUCUCUGCAGAUAAAUUUUCGCAGUCUGCUGUCCCAGGCAUGGAUGUCGGUUGCAGUGAGACAUGGCAMUGCGACAUUAUACUCUCGACUUUAGUCUUUCUACAGCAGUUGACUCUGCCGCUAUAGUUCCUGGUCUGCUGUCCAUAUUUCAUGAGCAGGAACUGGCAGAAACUAUUCAUGACACAAACGGGCAUGGAUACCUCGCUACAUUUGUAGGCAAAAAUGGCCGGCUUGUUAUUUUGCGUGUGCACUCCCAUGGGUUGGUCACCGUCGACCUGCAGUGUUAUGAUGACGAUAACAUCUCACAGCUUGACAAUCUUUUAAAUGCACUGGAAAAGAAGCUGAAAGUUCUCUUAAAUGGCAAUAUCACAAGGAUUAAAAAGCUCCCGGCUUUGGUGCGAGGAGCGAAAGUUGACCGAUACUGGCCCACGGCCGAUGGAAGGUUGAUGGAGUAUGACAUCGACGAGGUGGUGUACGAAGAAGAAUCGGCGUACCAAAACAUACAAAUAUUGCACUCAAAGCAGUACGGAAAUGUCCUCGUGCUCGAUGGAGAUGUUAACUUGGCAGAGAGUGACAUCGCCUACACCCGAGCCAUCACAGGUAGUGGAAAAGAGAAUUAUGCAGGAAAAGAAGUGCUGAUCUUAGGAGGAGGUGAUGGAGGCAUCCUCGCUGAGUUGGUCAAACAGAAGCCAAAGAUGGUUAUCAUGGUGGAGAUUGAUCAGAAGGUGAUAGAUGGGUGCAAGAUGCACAUGAGGAAAACUUGCGGCAAUACUCUGGACACCCUGAGGGGAGACUGUUACCAAAUUCUAAUUGAGGACUGUGUCCCCUUGCUGAAGAAGUACGUCCAGGAAGGAAGGACAUUCGAUUACGUUAUUAAUGACCUCACUGCAAUCCCAAUAUCCACUGCACCAGAAGAAGACUCUACGUGGGAGUUUCUGCGUCUCAUUUUAGAUCUGUCAAUACGUGUCCUGCAUCCCAAGGGAAAGUAUUUCACACAGGGUAACAGUGUAAAUCUGACCGAGGCACUGAGUCUGUAUGAAGAACAGCUGGGGAAACUCUCAUGUCCUGUGGACUUCCACAAAGAGGUGGUGUGUGUACCCUCCUACUUGGAGCAAUGGGUUUUCUAUACUGCAUGGAAAAAGUAAAGGCCUCAGUCGUACUCUGAAGUUCACAGCAGCUGGAAUGUGAAUGUGUCGAUGCUUCCCUGUCGUUUGUCCACAAAGCCUUGCUGGUGUUCUCAGACUGAAGAGACUUAUUAAAAAUCCUGGCUACAUUUGUCACAUUAUAAUCUUAAAAGAUUUUAGUACGGUAGUUCAAAACUGGCACUAAGCUGCAUAUAAGUAACCACWUGUGAAUAGAUGGAAGUUCCAGAAAAAAAAAACAGGCCAUCAUUUGCAUUUCCGAUAAAAGCAAAUAGAGGCAGCAGUGUAUUAUUUAUCCUUUGAAAAACUUUUUAUUUAGACAUCAGUUGAGCAGAUGGACCUGGAAACAUUUAAUAUACAAAAAAAGUGAUUAUUUGUGGCUUAAGCCUCCUCUAAAUGUUUUAGCAGCCAGAUCUCAUUUCAGUCACCUGUUUUUCCAUCUGACCACCCAGAAGAUCAGUUAAUGUGAGGUGGUGAUUAAAAUAAAUCAAUAUUUUCUUUAGUCACCAGCGAAAACAGCUUCCUUCAAACAUGUUGGUGUCACUUGAGUUCAGUCUGAUUUCACCCUGAAGAGGCACAGUGACAGUUUUCCCUCAACCUUCCCCUUCCUGAAAUGUUUUAGUUUUUWAAUUUUUUUUAAUGCAACUUCUUGGUUUAUAUUUUUGUAUAUCUUUAGAUUUAACCUGUUUGCAUGUGCUCUGAAGGAACUGUUAAAUGUUUGAACACUGAUUUGAUACACUGAUUAUAUGGUUWAACCUUUAAAGACUGAGUUUUUGAGCUCACUCGUGCGUGAGCUGCUUUUAGACUGAUUUUUUUGUUAAAUGUGACCUGAAUAUUUUACGUUGUGUUAAGGCGGCGUGAUCAUGCCCGGUGGAAGUCUAAGGUGUGUUUUAAAAGGGAAACAUUUCCUCCCUGUUAAUACCACAUUUGUGCUCGUGCUGUUUUUAUGUAAUGUUUUUAUUAUUAGCACCUUUUUGAUUUCUCCUGAUAUAUUGAUUAUAUUUGGAGCAUGUUGAGGACGGUGAAUGUAGUUUGCAUAUAUACAGUACACGGCACACGUGGUGGACCCUGAGUGACCUUUAUUUAUUCAUUAUAAGUUCACCAAAUAUUGUUCUGUCCUACUUGAGGUAGUCUGUGACCAUCUGCAAUUAAAAGGUGUUUUGGAGGAAAA
This is a messenger RNA of Austrofundulus limnaeus, 2384 nucleotides long. RefSeq names its product spermine synthase (gene sms). Gene Ontology annotation, biological process: spermine biosynthetic process. The record is from RefSeq and is a predicted model, not a curated record. The coding region runs from base 134 to 1216 and encodes 360 amino acids. The transcript is spliced from 11 exons. Gene Ontology annotation, molecular function: spermine synthase activity. NCBI's taxonomy places the organism in Eukaryota, Metazoa, Chordata, Actinopteri, Cyprinodontiformes, Rivulidae.